Annulohypoxylon truncatum is the source of this 1794-nucleotide messenger RNA. RefSeq names its product MFS general substrate transporter. Gene Ontology annotation, biological process: transmembrane transport. Gene Ontology annotation, molecular function: transmembrane transporter activity. The transcript has 6 exons. The record is from RefSeq and is a predicted model, not a curated record. NCBI's taxonomy places the organism in Eukaryota, Fungi, Ascomycota, Sordariomycetes, Xylariales, Hypoxylaceae. Bases 1 to 1488 code for a protein of 495 amino acids.
AUGUCUAAGUUCGACGCUGCACCACCUAAUACCCACGCCGGCGGGGACGACGAUGCCCUUCGAGGGCAAGGCUCGCUCCCGAUGAACCCGGUCAGCGACUUUGAAGAGAAUGUCGACAUGGUGGCGUAUAGAAAAGCCGUGCCGCUGUGGAAGCGUGUUUAUCAGCACAGUUUGACGCAAAUGAUGCUUCUAAGCGUCCAAGCAUUUUGCGGUCCAGCUAUGGCAGACGCAAUCGCCGGUCUAGGUGGUGGUGGUCUUGCAACUCCCCAGACGUCUAACAUUGCUACUGCGAUCAACUAUGCCAUGCUUGCCACAGUUUGCAUGUUUGGUGGUCCUCUUGUCAACAAGCUCGGCACGAAGUGGGCGUUGGUCAUCGGCGCCAUGUCAUUCCCUAUCCGUGGCUCAUCUUACUACUGCAAUAGUAAAUUUGGCAACCAAUGGUACCUCAUUUUCGGCGGUUUCGUCACUGGUAUCGGUAGCGGCUGUUGGUAUGUCGCCGAAUCAGGAUCUAUUAUGUCACUUGCUCCAUCAGGGGCUCGUGGAAAGUACCUGGCUCUGUGGAUCGUCUCCCGAAAUCUUGGGCAGCUGGUUGGAGGCGCUAUUAACCUGUCCAAAAACCACAUCAAAGGAGCGAAUGGCGGUGUCACGCCCGACACUUAUAUCGCCUUCUUGAUCAUCGAAAGCUUGGCGCUACCAUUCGCCUUCUUAAUCUCUCCUCUCGAAAAUGUCGUCCGAUCUGAUGGCACGCGCAUUCUCGUCUCGGAGAAGCUCUCGUUCAAGCAGGAAACCAAGCUCAUCAGGUUCACCAUGUCUUCCAAGCUUAUCCUCCUCUCAGCUCUUUGGGCACUCUGGUCCUUCUUCUAUAGCGGUACCUGGUCCACCUAUCUCGCGACAUAUUUCUCCACCCGUUCUCGUGCCCUGUCUUCGCUCAUCUCGCCAUUCUUCUGCAUCGUUGGCUGUUUCGGCCUUGGAUUUAUUCUCGACAUCAAAUCCCUUAGCCAACGUCGGAGAGCGCAGCUUGGCUUGUUCACCGUCGUCAUCCUCAACCUUGGCGUCUACAUUUGGUCCAUUGUGAUGCAGGUGAAAUUCAACGUUCACAGCCCGGGUAAAAUCGAUUGGGACGACUCUCUCUUUGCUACGUCCUUCUUGCCAUAUUUCUUCGUGCAGACCACGGGCCCCUUGUCACAGUCAUAUAUGUACUGGCUUCUUUCCUCCUUUGCAACGGACGCGCAGGCCAACGUUCGUAACGGCGCCGCCUUCAGAUGUCUCGAAGCUGUCGGUCAAGCCAUAUCUUAUGGCAUGAAUACCCAAAUCAAAGCUGAUCCUCUAGUCGGAUUUUGCGUCACGUUUGCUCUGAUGGCCGCUGCCGUUGUACCCAUGCUCCUCCUCGUGAACUCUACACCGGAUCGCAUUCCGGCUGAUGUGAUUCUCGAGGAACAGGAGGCGCAAGAGGAGAAGAAGUUGGAAGGGCUUAAGUCUGAAUCAUAAUGUAUUCGCGAAGGGAGUACGGCUGGAAGAACCGGAUACUGUUAAAUUCAGGGGUAAUUGUGAGAAGUCAUAUAGGAAGAGAUAAAGAAUUUACGCAGACUCGAUACUUAGUGAACGUAGCAUCAUUAUUUAGUUCAUUACCUAUUUAAGGCCCGGGUUGAUCACCUCGUCCUCGUCAUGUGCAAUUCGACUAUCUCGGCAAAGUGACGACACAUCGUCAACGGUGUCUCUCUCAUUAUGCCCUACUUGACCAUCAUGCCAGGAUAUGUCGAUUUAAUAUGCGCGAGGCAAAGUCGGUAAGCUGGC